Messenger RNA from Chelmon rostratus (copperband butterflyfish), 3226 nucleotides. RefSeq names its product heat shock transcription factor 1 (gene hsf1). The transcript is spliced from 14 exons. Gene Ontology annotation, biological process: regulation of DNA-templated transcription. The record is from RefSeq and is a predicted model, not a curated record. The coding region runs from base 331 to 1890 and encodes 519 amino acids. Gene Ontology annotation, molecular function: sequence-specific DNA binding; DNA-binding transcription factor activity. Lineage: Eukaryota; Metazoa; Chordata; Actinopteri; Chaetodontiformes; Chaetodontidae.
GCGACAGCCAGCUAGCUACGCAGUUGUUUGUUUUAUCAGAUUUGUUGGAAUUUUCCACUGCGGAGUUAAAUAGAAAUAAAAUUGAGUAAAUGAAAAGCAGAGCAGCCGAGCAGAGGUCGGCAAAGUCCAGCACCAGGACCGAGCUCUAUGUCAUCAGAAAGAGAUUGUAGUCCGGCUCCGUGUAGCAGUUAACGUUAGUUCGUUUGUUUUGAGAUCUUCGAUAGGAGCGGAUGGCGCUAGCAGCAGGCUAAUUGUUAGCAUCAUUAGCGCAGAUUAUCUGUAGUGUUUUGAGUUGAAUAAUCCGGAGUGUGUUUGAUUUGUGUCUCUCUAAUGGAGUAUCUCGGAGGAGGGGCUGUGCUGAGCGGCGGUAACGUCCCGGCCUUUCUCGCCAAACUGUGGAUCCUGGUGGAAGACCCGGACACUGAUCCGCUCAUCUGCUGGAGCCCGAGUGGAACCAGCUUCCAUGUGUUCGAUCAGGGUCGGUUCGCUAAAGAAGUUCUGCCGAAGUUCUUCAAACACAACAACAUGGCCAGCUUCAUCAGACAGCUCAACAUGUAUGGUUUCCGGAAGGUGGUUCACAUUGAGCAGGGCGGUUUGGUGAAACCAGAGAGAGAUGACACAGAGUUCCAACAUCCGUUUUUCGUCAAAGGACAAGAACACCUGCUGGAAAACAUCAAACGCAAAGUCACCAACGUGUCGUCUGUACGUCAGGAGGAAGUGAAGAUGUCUGCAGAUGAAGUGAACAAGAUCCUGAACGAUGUCCAGCUGAUGAAGGGAAAACAGGAAACCAUUGACUCCAAGAUCAUCACAAUGAGACAUGAGAAUGAGGCCUUGUGGAGAGAAGUGGCCAGUCUGAGACAGAAACACGCUCAGCAACAGAAGGUCGUCAACAAGUUGAUCCAGUUCCUGGUGUCUCUUGUCCAGUCUAACAGGAUCCUGGGAGUCAAGAGGAAGAUUCCUCUGAUGCUGAAUGACUCAAGCUCCGCCCACUCCAUGCCCAAAUACAGUCGGCCAUUCUCAUUGGAGCACAUGCCGGCUGCAGCCAGUCUGUUCUCAGCUGACUCCCCGGUGACUUCUGGACCAAUCAUCUCUGACAUCACAGAGGUGGCCACGCCCAUAGAUGAGGAUGUGGCCGGUGAUUGGACAAACACAGGAGAGAGCCAGUCAGUCAGCAUCAAAGAGGAGCCAUCCAGUCCUGACGUGGAAGUGUGUCCUGUUCUGGAGGGCGGUGCUUUACCUGUAGACACGCCCCUCUCCCCCACCACCUUCAUCAACUCCAUCCUACAGGACAACGAGACACAGCUGACCCCAAACACCUCCACCACCAAUCCUACGACAGCCAGCCCCGUCGUUGUGAUGGGACCUGCCUCCACCGGACCCCUCCCACCAGCCCCAACCAGUCAGUCAGCUCCCUCUGUUGUCACCCCACAUCCUUCCCCCAGCCCUGCCAAACCUCCACCAAAGUGUCAGACCAUCGCCUGCAUUGACAAGUCUGAACUGUCCGAGCAUGUGGACAGUGUUGACAACAGUCUGGAGAACCUGCAGAGCAUCCUCAACACACAAACCUUUACCUUCGACACCUCCCCGCUCAUGGAGUUUUUCAGUUCCUCCUGUCCCUCUGGAGACUUUGACCUUGACAGUUUGGACACUUUGCUGUCUGAAGAAGUUCCUAAAGGAAGUGAUGAAAGCAGCAAUCAUACAGGAAAGCAGCUGGUGCAGUACACGGCGACACCCGCCUUGAUGUCCGAACCGAUCAGCGUGGGUGACGGCGGGGCCGACCUGCCGACCCUGCUGGAGCUGGAGGCGGAGCCUUUCUUCAGCGCCGACCUGCCCGCCGAUGACCCGGCCACCGCCCUGCUGAGCCACACCCACCCAGACUCUGACCUCUGACAUCGUCGGGAGAGGGAUCGGCAUCAAAUGUGAUUGAUCAGUCACCAUAGCAACAGGACACUAUGAGCGCUGACUCAGCAACUGCAGUAGUUGAAAAUAAAAUCAAUCGAUCGGCUAUAGAUCAGCGAGUAGGUCAAAGGUCAUGUUUUUAUUAUGCAGAAGUUAUUGAUCACUAUUAACCAGUUUAUAUUUCUGUGUCUUCUUCUACUCUUUUUAUUUUAGCUUUUGUUGUUUCUUUUUCGCUGCUUUGACACUCACUCAGACGCUCUCAGAGAACCAGGGUCACUUCUGGACCCGGUUCAGGCGAGGUCCGAGUUCGCCGUCCAGGUCGACAGGACAGAUCAUGUGACCCAGGUGUUCGCUGUGUUCUGCAUGUUGGUUUGGUCGUCUUUGUGUUCAAGUGUAAAAUAUAGAAAACCAAGAGAAUCGGAAUAUUUUUGGAAAAGUUUAUUAUGAAUGAUAAGUGACCCCUGUUACCAUGGAGAUGGCCUGGAAGCAGAGAGAGACACAUUGGUAUGAUCUGUUAGAUCACUAUUGGUUCUGAUUAAUCAGAUCAGGUAUCAGCCACAAUGUGAUUGAUCCCCAUUAAAAAGCGUUUGUUUAUCAGUGUGUCGGCGUUUUUCUCAUGAAACACGAUGUGAGAUCAGUCUCUUCAGCUGGGACUGAAGCCGUCCCCCACUGUCAGGUCCAGACCUGGACCACAGACUCUACAGGUCUUUCAACUCAUAUCGAGUCUCUGUGGCCUUCAUGAACCCUGUCCUGACUCAGAAACCAGUAGACCAGCACCAGUAGAAACUACACAGUGGAAAUAUUCAACCUGCAGACGUCACCUCGGGAACUGUGGAACAGCAGCUGCAGGUCUCAGAACCAGACGGGUCUCAGGAUCUGGUCUAACAGCAUCCUCCUCAUCGACAAUAAGUUCUUCAACAUGAUCGACAGGAGAUCAAUACUGAAACACUGACCUUUGUUAUCUAUAUUUCUCUCUCUGUUUGACUUCUAUUUUUUUGUCAUUGAACAUUUGAUCAGAGCCGAUCAGCAGAUUCAGCUGCUCUGCAAACAGGAAGCUGCCCUUCAGUAUAAAGGUCUGAUGGCAGAUUUAGUAGACUGUGUUAAUUUCAGCUCAAUGAAACAUGUUGAAUAUUACACUCGGCUGCAAACCAGUGGAAGCACGAGGCGACUGUGGGCACAGACGAUAACAAAGAUAUAAAAAUCGAUUUUAAAGUCUCUGAUUCACAGGAAAACAAACUGAGUCGAUGUUCUGUUUGAGGAUUUUUACAUGGAAAUCUAUUUUCAAGCCUAUUAAAGUAAUGUACAGUUGGGGGCUUUGCUUUCUUCA